UGAUGACGUGUUUGCGCGUCGACGGUUUCCGCACGCGCCGCCGAGCAGCAAAGAUCUGGAAGCUUCUGGAGCCGCGAUGAAGGGUUUAUAUUAGCGGUGUUUCUGAAACCCGAGCACGUUAUUAGUUCUGCUGCGGGAAACUGUUUGACACACGACCGUGUAACGGGUACCGCUACUAAACUUUGGCACACAGCAUCUACAAACAUGGCAGAAGGCAGAGGUAACAGGAAUCACCCCCGCAAUUUGCAAGGUGUGCUUCAGAUGGCUGUGGAGGCCGGUUCUGCGUCUGAAGGUCCUGCUCCACGAGAACCCAUGACACAAGAGAGGAUUGAGUUUCUGCGAGGAGCUCUUGCGGAAGUGUGUAAAGGACAGAUGGAUGAGGUCGAGCAGAUGAAACAGUGUUUGGAAGUGCUGAGUAGAGAUCAAUGCAGAGGGAGAGGGAGUGAGGAGGAGGAGGAAGAGGAGGAUGAGCGAGAGGAAGCACUGGAAAUGCUUUCUGAGCUCUGCGAGAACUUGGACAAUGCCAGAGAUCUGAUGAAGCUGGGCGGGCUGGAUCUGUGUAUAUCACGGUGUCUCUGUCACUCCGAGGCUGGGAUUCGAUGGAGGGCGGCUCAGCUUAUUGCCAGCUGUGCCCAGAAUAUGCCAGAGGUGCAGGUCUACCUGUUAAACCAGGGGGCGCUGCUGAAACUCCUGCAACUCACAGAUAACGAUGCAAACAGCACAGUUCGAGUUAAAGCACUCUACGCAGUGUCCUGUUUAGUCCGGGAACAGGAAGCAGGUCUGCGGGACUUCCUGUCACAUGAUGGCUUUUCAGUGCUGAUGAGGGGGAUGCAGUCGGACAGCGAGAAACUGAGAACUAAAUCAGCGUUCCUUCUGUUAAAUCUUCUGACCAGUCAUCCAGAACACAAAGAUACGGUGUUGUCUAUGGGGAUGGUUCAGCAGCUGGUGUCAGUUCUUCGCUCGCCUCAUUCCUCUGUACAUGAACAUGUGCUUGGUGCCCUCUGCUGCUUGGUUGAGGACUCUCCCCGUGGUGUGAACGAUUGCAGAGAUGCAUCGCUUGGUUUGGAGGAACUGCUCAAGCAGCGAGUGCAAGACCUAAAGGGCCGAGAGGAGAGCCUGGAGGAACUGGACUGUUGUGAACGGUUAAGAGCGGCUUGUUUUCAAGGGCAACCCCAGGAUGACAAUGGGAUGGAUCGCUGAGGUCUUGUUGGUGAUUCCUGCUAUGCAGCGCAAACACAAAAGAAGCAACCGGAGUUUGAAUUUGCUCUCUGUUCAAGAGAGAAACAAAAACUUGAUCUAGAAUGAUGAAGAGAGGAACUUUGAUAAAGAGAAAAAGAGACGUUGAACUCUGAGUUUUUCUGAGUUUAGUUUGGCGAUGUGUGCUCUUGAAUAAUCCUAUACCAUGAACUGUACACAAACACUCGUUAUGUUAUCAAUAUGUACAUUUUGUAUGUACAUUUGUUUAUUGUAUGUGUUUGUUAUUGUCAGUUAUGUGCUGUUUAGGGUCAACUUUAAAUCCUCUUUACACCUGAACAACUUUACAAAUGCAAAGCCGUUAUGCGGAACAUGAUCUAAAAAACAAAACAUGGCAGUGAGUUUCAAGAUCCAGAUGCAUAAAAACGUUAUGCUUUAUGCCUUUUUUUUUUUCAUAGUAAAAACUAUCAUUCUGUGCUUUGAAUGUAACUAUUGAAGUAAAACAGCCACAAUAUGA
Carassius gibelio (silver crucian carp) is the source of this 1711-nucleotide messenger RNA. It is a transcript of the gene hspbp1, whose product is annotated as HSPA (heat shock 70kDa) binding protein, cytoplasmic cochaperone 1. Gene Ontology annotation, molecular function: protein binding. NCBI's taxonomy places the organism in Eukaryota, Metazoa, Chordata, Actinopteri, Cypriniformes, Cyprinidae. Bases 205 to 1200 code for a protein of 331 amino acids. The record is from RefSeq and is a predicted model, not a curated record. The transcript is spliced from 8 exons.